Molecule: messenger RNA, 1494 nt
Organism: Notolabrus celidotus (New Zealand spotty)
Lineage: Eukaryota; Metazoa; Chordata; Actinopteri; Labriformes; Labridae
Gene: gja9a
Product: connexin 55.5
Exons: 1
Coding region: 1-1494 (497 amino acids)
Biological process (GO): cell communication
Cellular component (GO): connexin complex
Source: RefSeq, a predicted model, not a curated record
AUGGGGGACUGGAACUUCCUCGGGGGGAUUUUGGAGGAGGUGCAUAUCCAUUCUACUAUGGUAGGCAAGAUCUGGCUCACCAUCCUGUUCAUCUUUCGCAUGCUGGUCCUCGGAGUUGCAGCUGAAGAUGUAUGGAACGACGAGCAGGCAGACUUCAUCUGCAACACGGAGCAGCCCGGGUGUAGAAAUGUCUGCUAUGACCUGGCUUUCCCAAUCUCCCUCAUCCGCUACUGGGUGCUGCAGGUCAUCUUUGUGUCCUCUCCCUCGCUGGUUUACAUGGGCCAUGCUCUGUACAGACUGCGGGCGCUGGAGAAAGCUCGGCAGAAGAAGAAGGCUCUGCUGAGGAAGGAGCUGGAGCUGGUGGACGUGGAGUUGGCGGAAGCCAGGAAGAGGAUAGAGCGGGAGAUGAAGCAGCUGGAUCAGGGGAAGCUGAACAAAGCUCCCCUGAGGGGCUCUCUGCUGCGAACGUAUGUGGCACAUGUUGUCUGCCGCUCUGUUGUGGAAGUGGCCUUCAUGACAGGCCAGUACCUCCUCUAUGGCUUCCACCUCUAUCCGCUUUUCAAGUGUGAGCGGGACCCUUGUCCCAACUCUGUGGACUGCUAUGUUUCCAGACCAACAGAAAAAAGUGUCUUCAUGGUUUUCAUGCAGUGCAUCGCUGGGAUUUCUCUCUUCCUGAACAUCUUGGAGAUCAUUCAUCUGGGUUACAAGAAGAUCAAAAAGGGCAUCCUUGACUUCUACCCUCACUUAAGAGGCGAGAGAGAGGAACUCGAUGAAUACUAUGUCAACAAGUGUAAAAAAGAAUCAGUGGUGCAAAUAUGUGCAACCAGAAAGGCAACGAUUGCCUCUGCCCCCAGUGACUACAACCUCCUGAUGGAGAGGGUGCAGGGGAACAUUAUGUACCCAAAUCUAAUCAAACCUUCAACUUUUCUACCUCUGGAGGGCGAGCUGGCCAAUCAGCAUGAUUUUGAGGAUUCGAGAUGUUCAGCUAGAAGCCCUCAGGAUUGUAACUGCAAUCUGACUUCCAAUGCACCGUGCUCUCCGUGCUGCGACUCCCUGAUUAAUCAAAAAAAGGAGGCUGAGGACUUCUUGCUUCGCCUUCCACACACCAAGGAGGAUGAGAGCAGUGAGCGAGGUAGCCCAGACUCUCCAAAGUGCCCACAGAAGGCCACUCACUCCUCCUCCUUCCCAACACUGCCAGUAGGAGCAGUGAGGAAGCCGUUCAGGGCUCACGGAUCUCUGAAAUGCUCCACGGUGUUGGAGGGUAAAGGCUCAGACACAGAUUCACACGGGGGAACAAAAGCCAGUAAUGGAACCCCGUCAGCUCAAACGCAGUCAAAGUCAGACUCUAAACAUCAUAGCCGGCCCUCUUCUCCAGAGUCAGGGGGUAGAUCCAGCUCAGGAUCAAGGAACAACUCAAGACCUCCUUCUUCAAACUGCAAAACAUCGAUGGCAAGUAAUACAAGCAGCAAGAGAGCAACAGACCUGCAGAUCUAA